Solanum stenotomum is the source of this 688-nucleotide messenger RNA. RefSeq names its product peroxisomal membrane protein 13-like. Gene Ontology annotation, biological process: protein import into peroxisome matrix, docking. Lineage: Eukaryota; Viridiplantae; Streptophyta; Magnoliopsida; Solanales; Solanaceae. Bases 28 to 315 code for a protein of 95 amino acids. The record is from RefSeq and is a predicted model, not a curated record. Gene Ontology annotation, cellular component: peroxisomal membrane; peroxisome; peroxisomal importomer complex. The transcript is spliced from 2 exons.
GUUGUAACUUUCUUUGGCCGCGUUGCAAUGUUGAUAGACCAGAAUACCCAGGCAUUUCACAUGUUCAUGUCGGCACUCCUUCAGCUGUUUGAUCGCUCAGGGUUAUUAUAUGGAGAGCUGGCAAGAUUUGUGCUGAGAUUGCUGGGGGUCAAAACAAAGGCCAAUAAAAUUCAUCCCCCAGGCGCUAAUGCACCUCAUGGCCCUAAUGCACUUCCUGGUCCUCACCAACCUCGUGGUAAUCAGAACUUUAUCGAGGGGCCUAAGGCUGCUCCAGGUGCUGCAUGGAACGAUGUGUGGGGUGAUAAUGCACAGUGAUAUAGAGUAGUGACUUACAAAUGUCACCUACCAUCGGAAGCCGUUGACAACAAGUUGCAGUUUGUUGAAAGCUACAGUAUAGAUAAGAGCUAUGCUGGUGUACUCGUAUGUAAAGCCAAUCAGCUUACCGUGCUGGAUUGAUUUGCUGCAUUUAAAUGAAUAAUAAUCUCGACUCCCCCUCCCUCCCCCACCCCCUUCCCCUGCCAUAUUUGUGUGGGAUUGUAGGUUGUUAUAGAUCAAUGUGCACGUCAGUUUCGGAGUCUGAACAACAUCGUUCUAGAAAUGAUGUGGUAUGAUUUCCAUUGAUUGGCGAUAAGAUGUUUCAUUGUUACAUCAUUUGUGUAAAUUCACCAAAUGCGAAGUUCUCAAUUUA